This is a messenger RNA of Magallana angulata, 2448 nucleotides long. Its product is annotated as motor neuron and pancreas homeobox protein 1-like. Gene Ontology annotation, molecular function: sequence-specific double-stranded DNA binding; DNA-binding transcription factor activity, RNA polymerase II-specific. Gene Ontology annotation, biological process: regulation of DNA-templated transcription; spinal cord motor neuron cell fate specification; central nervous system development. Gene Ontology annotation, cellular component: nucleus. Bases 237 to 1292 code for a protein of 351 amino acids. The record is from RefSeq and is a predicted model, not a curated record. NCBI's taxonomy places the organism in Eukaryota, Metazoa, Mollusca, Bivalvia, Ostreida, Ostreidae. The transcript is spliced from 3 exons.
AACGAACAAGAUAAAAUCAUAAGGAAGUACUACAUUGAUUAGUCUAUCAUGCGCAAAGAUUUCGGAGACUUUUGAAUUCUACACACACCUCAAGUUCGGAGACAAUUUGCAGUGUCAAGCCAAGGAACGGACUGACAUAAGAAGACAAGAAUAGAAAGAAGAGAUGAAAUAGAAAAUAUUAAUGUGAAGAACCAACAUUCUUAAAGGCUUUAUCUUAUUCCCGAACAGUGCGUUUCAUGAUUGUGGACACUUCUAAUAUUGGGACUCUCAAAAUGUCCUUCAGUAUCGAUGCUUUACUUUCAAAUCACGUGUCUCAAAAAAAAGUACCUAAAGUAAGCAGCAAAGAACAAACAGAUGGAGGACCCCGUAGGUCUCCCACAGUCUGCAGUUCCAAAACACCGUCCAGAAAAGAACCACCGAGAUCGCCGUGCAGCUCCCCUCGGCCUUCUUCCUCGGGCUCCAGCCACAGGUGUGCCUCUAGUCCCGAGUCUAGUGUCUCUCCCUCCAAUUCUCUGAAUUUCUCCACCGGAAGUUUUAUUCCCCGUCCGGGACUUUUGAAUCCGCAGCAUCCAGGUUCUGUUAUUCCGCCAAAUCAUCUUCAUGGACUAUUCCCUGCCCACCAGAUGUACGGUUAUGGGUCUCAACCGGGUCAUCCUAUGUUACCCGUUUUACCGGGGAGUGCCUUUCACUCCCCCAUGAAUCCUGCUGGACUUAAAAUGUCUCCCUCACAUCAAGGGAUUCAGCCAUAUUUAAACGAGUGGUUUGCCAGAGGAGGCAUGUUUAUGCCCAGAAUGAUGGAUUAUGGAGCUCAGCAGCAGUCCAACUUGCUGGGUAAGACACGGCGGCCCCGCACUGCCUUCACAAGCCAACAGCUCCUGGAACUAGAAAGACAGUUCAAAAUGAACAAGUACCUCUCGAGACCCAAAAGAUUCGAAGUAGCCACUUCACUAAUGUUGACAGAAACACAGGUCAAAAUCUGGUUCCAAAAUAGACGUAUGAAAUGGAAAAGAAGCAAGAAAGCUAACGAUACUUAUAGAAAAAGCGGCGAGGAAACGAAUAAGGGUAGCGCCGGAGUACCGGAGAAUUCCAUUGCGCCAAACGACGAUAUGUACGACCUUGACCCGGAAUCAGAAGAUAUCGACAUUGAUGACGUCGAUGAUGACGAUGAACAUCCGGAAGCCAAAGACAUGACACUAAGUGCGAAACUACAAUCUCAUGAUUCUUUCCAAAUGGCAAAUCCGUCUUUUACAAUAAACAGUUUAAAUAUAAGACAAUCACAGGAUGUGUCAUAAGGAUGUUCAAGUUUUCGAACUUGCAGUGUUAAUUUUAAAUUUUGAGUGUGAGUGAAAAGUAUGCGUAAGUAUGUUGGCAGUAAUAUAAAAACAUUAUGUGUGAAAAUGAAGCCAGUGUUGUGUGUUAUUUUCGUACUACGUGUAAUGAUAAGAAUCAUGUAUAUGAUUUAUGUAUUUGUAAUAAUUUUAAAAUGUUUUUGCACAAUUUAUAUUAAAUGACAUCAAGUCAUUCAUGUUACUGUUAAAUUUAAGUACAUUGUUAUUUACAGAGUAUCAUGAUGUAACAGUUUCAUAAAUUAUUAUGCAAUUAUGUAAGUAAAUUUUACAAAACGCACAUUUUGUUAAUUGAUAAAGUAAAAUGUAUAAAAUAAAAAUAAGGAAAGGUAUUAACGUUUUUCAACACUUUUAGUAAUACAUAAUAGAUUAUUUUUCUAUUUCCUUUAAACUAUUGAGAUGGAAUUUUCAUUACUAUAUAAAUGAACUUUUCUAUGUUAGCGACAUCGUGCUUUCAACAUAAAUGUUUCAAUUUUAAAAAAUUGCAUUCUCAAACAAAAACUACUUUCACCUUUAAAACUUGAAAACAAUUUCUUUGAUAUAGGCCUAACUUUACUGUAAUUGUAUUUGUUUCUCACAAAGCAAAUUGAUAUGUGAAAAUCUCAAAAGAAUCGUUCGUGAAUAAAGAUUUAUAAAAUAUAUUUAAGCUAUUUGUCUGAUUUUUAAUUUAUACGACGUCUGCUUUGAUCAAAAAGAUUCUAGAGGACAUGCGCAGUUCGAGAAAUUUGAAAAAUAAGGAGACCGAGCCCGAUGAAAUAAGCUGCACGAAUUAUCAAGGUUUAUCCACAGUGGAUAAACCCCAUUAGAUUUAGAGGGAUAUGUUGUAUAGAAAAACGAAACAUACGGAUUAAAUUUGAAGUAAAACUCAUUUGAUGCAAUGGAUAUAGUGUAAAAAUUAAGAAGAACACACUGUCAUAACAACGAGCACGCGGUAAUUAGAGUAUUUUUAACAAGGCUUUGUACUUAUGGUAGUUUGUCAAACAUCAGUUUGGUAUAGGUCUGUCUAUUUCAUUUUCGGCCAUUAAAUUCAUUCAAUUAUUGGUUCUUAAAAAUCAGCAAACAAUUGUCUAAUUUUUUGUUGUGCGUACGUAUUAUCAAUACA